GUUCAUGAGCUACCAAAUAGUACAAGUACCACCAACUACAGCCUACAGCUACAGGGCUAGAGGGCUACACCUACAGAUACAAGGACUCCAAGGAGGAAAGAUAUGUAGCUAGAAUUUUCUUCUGGAGGGGAAGAGCAGAUUUUGACAACAUGUACGAUGAUGGGGGAGCUUUUUGGACCGACAACGCAUAAACUGAUGAAUUGGAGAAUAAAGAGUGGUGGUCCACUACUUGACUUUACAGGUUGAUGAAAGAGAGGAACUUAGUAAGAAUCAAAAGAAAAUAAAAAUAUCGAGCAAAAGGCAAAAGCUUUCCACGGAGCAAUCAGAAUAUCUUUUUAAGUUACUGGUUGCACAAGAAGAAAAACAAAAUGGGCAGCAGAAUAUAAAUAGCCAAUGGCCCUCUCGAAUUGGAUCACCAAACCAACUCGAUCUUCUCAAUAUCCAAUACAACUAGUUAUUUGGAUACUUUGUGUUUGAGUUCGAGUUUGAGCUUCGUGUAUAUAUAUAUAUAUAUUUACUCGUCAAACGAUAAAAAGAAAGAAAGGAAGAAAAUGCCUAGGGACAGGGACCCGCUUGUUGUUGGAAGAGUGGUAGGUGAUGUUUUAGACCCGUUUACAAGGUCUGUUUCUCUCAGGGUCACUUACGGUAUGAAGGAGGUUAACAAUGGUUGCGAGCUCAAACCUUCCCAAGUUGUCCAACAACCUAGAGUUGAUACUGGUGGGGAUGAUCUUAGGACUUUCUACACUCUGGUCAUGGUGGAUCCUGAUGCACCCAGCCCAAGUGACCCCAACCUAAAGGAAUAUUUGCAUUGGUUGGUUACGGAUAUACCAGCAACAACGGCGGCAAGCUUUGGGCAAGAGAUUGUGUGUUAUGAAAGCCCACGGCCAACGGUGGGGAUUCAUCGCUUUGUUUUGGUGUUAUUUCGGCAAUUGGGUAGGCAAACAGUGUAUGCUCCGGGGUGGCGCCAAAACUUUAAUACUAGAGACUUUGCGGAGCUUUACAAUCUUGGAUUACCGGUAUCUGCCGUCUAUUUUAACUGCCAAAGGGAGAGCGGCUCUGGAGGAAGGAGAAGAUAAUUAAGUUUGAUAUUAUUAAGCAGGUUAUACUUGUAAUAUUAUUGAGGAAGCUAGUUAAUCUAUAUAUAUAUAUAACGUGGAAACUAAUAGUAAUAAUAAUUUAGCUAGCUAGUGGUAAUCAAUCUCCUACUAGCUAGCUAGUCCAUGCCAUGGCACUAAGGCACUAGGGCACCAGGGCACCAGGGCACCAGGGCACCAGGGCACAGCAUGUUGUAUGCUCGUUUGAGACUACAUCCGUACGUCUCCACUUUCAAAUUAACAAGACUAGCUAUAUAUAUAAUAAUAAUUAAGUAAAUGUCAAAGUUCUCUUCUUCGGUCUAAGGGGAUGUCGACUCCAUAUAAAUACAAAAGUGUCGAUCAAAUAUUCAUAUUAUAUUAUAUUUUCCAUAUUUAUUAUAGA
Molecule: messenger RNA, 1476 nt
Organism: Prunus dulcis (almond)
Lineage: Eukaryota; Viridiplantae; Streptophyta; Magnoliopsida; Rosales; Rosaceae
Product: protein HEADING DATE 3A
Exons: 5
Coding region: 552-1076 (174 amino acids)
Source: RefSeq, a predicted model, not a curated record